AAACAAAACAUGAACGACUUGUUAUGAUUUCCUGUUUAGUACUUCCGGAAAGAAAGUAUAAUCUACCCUAGAAAUGUUUUGAAACAUUGUUUUUAAAUCAUUAAAUCGUCGUAGCUUCCAACCCAGUUGAAGGAAGGAUGGCAACAGGACAGCUACAGACUGGUCUCCCACCCCUAUCUCAGGCCCCUCCUACAAUGUCCCAGGUAGACAGAGAAAAAAUCUACCAGUGGAUCAUAGAACUGACAAACCCAGAGACCAGGGAAAAUGCAUUACAAGAACUCAGUAAGAAAAGGGAGGCAGUGCCAGACCUGGCUCCAAUGCUAUGGCAUUCCUUUGGUACAGUUGCUGCUCUACUGCAGGAAAUUGUUAAUAUUUACCCAGCAAUCCAUCCCCCCCAUCUCACGGCUCACCAGUCCAACAGAGUAUGCAAUGCCCUGGCCUUACUGCAGUGUGUGGCCUCACACCCAGAAACCAGAUCUGCAUUUCUUCAGGCCCACAUUCCUUUGUUCCUGUAUCCGUUUCUGCACACCAUCCAUAAGACCCGCCCAUUCGAGUAUCUGCGGCUGACCAGUCUAGGUGUAAUAGGUGCUCUAGUCAAGACAGAUGAACAAGAAGUCAUAACUUUCCUUCUGACAACUGAGAUAAUCCCACUUUGUCUGCGAAUAAUGGAGGCAGGAAGUGAACUCUCAAAAACAGUUGCUACAUUCAUUCUACAGAAGAUUUUAUUGGAUGAAUUAGGUCUCUCCUACAUAUGUCAGACCUAUGAAAGAUUUUCACACGUUGCUAUGAUUUUAGGGAAGAUGGUGCUACAUUUGUCAAAAGAAAUGUCUGCCAGGCUUUUGAAACAUGUUGUCCGGUGCUACUUGAGGUUGUCUGAUAACCCACGAGCAAGAGAAGCACUUCGACAAUGUCUGCCUGACCAACUCAAGGACAACACUUUUUCCAGUUGUAUGAAGGAUGACAAUGCUACAAAAAGGUGGCUGAUGCAGCUACAGCAGAACUUAGAGGCUCCAGGGAUUCCUGAUCCUAGAAGUAUGCCCCUACACCAACAGUGAGAAGGCCAUAAAAUGGGGAAUUUCAAUUCUGUAUGAAACACUUGUGUUGUAGAGUACUGUGUUUUCAGUUGUGAAUACUUUGUCAGUGAUCUCAGAAACGUGACAGAAAAUAAAGUACUGAUUCAGACUUACCAUGUACCUGUAAAUAAAUAAUUCACAAAGUCAGAAA
This is a messenger RNA of Ostrea edulis (European flat oyster), 1224 nucleotides long. RefSeq names its product CCR4-NOT transcription complex subunit 9-like. The record is from RefSeq and is a predicted model, not a curated record. The transcript is spliced from 9 exons. Lineage: Eukaryota; Metazoa; Mollusca; Bivalvia; Ostreida; Ostreidae. The coding region runs from base 138 to 1055 and encodes 305 amino acids. Gene Ontology annotation, biological process: mRNA catabolic process; negative regulation of translation. Gene Ontology annotation, cellular component: P-body; CCR4-NOT core complex; CCR4-NOT complex.